CACCCCAACCCUGCUGCUUCGCUGCAGCCACCCAAAGCCAGCGGCGCUUUGCGGGUGCGGGCAUGGAGCUGACAGCACCCGCACCCCCCCCGCUGCCGAGUUUUGGGUGCGUCCCCCCCAUUUUCUCACCCUUUACCCCCCCCAGCUCAGGUUUGGUGGGAGGCUGGUGCUGGGGGGGGCGCGGAUCGCAGCCCCGGCGGGGUGAAGCCGCAGGGUUGGGCCUGCGGGAGCAGCCCCGAGCCGCGCCGGGCCGUACCGAGCCGCGCCGCCCCGGCCCCGCCCCGCCCGUCCCCGCCAUGGCGGCGGCGUUCACCGCCCUCCGCGUCCUGCUCGGGCUCUUCUUCCUGCUGGCGGGUGCCGUGAAGCUCUCGGAGCUGCUCUCGGCCGAGCUGCACCGGCACAUGAGCUCCCAGUUCGUGCGGUUCGCCGACGUGUUCCCGCUGAAGGAGCUGGGCUUCGCGCCGGAGCCGGGCCGGUACCUGGCGGCGGUGGGCUGGGUGGAGGCGGUGGCCGGGCUGCUGCUGGCCUUCGGGCCCCAGCUCCUGCAGGAGAUCAGCAACUUCAUCCUCAGCGUCGUCAUGAUCGGUGCCAUCUACACGCUGCUGGUGCUGCGGGAGCCCCUGGCCAUGUGUGCCCCGGCCACCCUCUGCCUCGGCCUGCUCCUGCUGCUCAACAUCCGCGGGCACGCGGACCCCCCCAAGCCCAAGUUCGAGUGAUGGGAGGCGGGAAGCGGUGCCCUUAUGGUGUCUUGGGGGACAGCAUCACACCCUGCAACGUAACCUGCUGCUGCGGCGCCGUGUGUCCUCUCCUGCUGCUGCCAAGGCCCUGGCACUGGGUGUCCCACGCUGCGGGGCUGGGGCUGAUGCUGUUCCAGCAGCUCCAUUGUUAAGCUCGCACAAGGUGUCCAGCUCUUCCCGGUGUUUGGCUGCACCGAGCUGGGGCUGGCGCUGCUCUCCGGGGGGGGGGGCUUUCAUAUUUUGGAAUAAAGCCUCGUUUUUCAUG
Molecule: messenger RNA, 1002 nt
Organism: Strigops habroptila (Kakapo)
Lineage: Eukaryota; Metazoa; Chordata; Aves; Psittaciformes; Psittacidae
Gene: TMEM35B
Product: transmembrane protein 35B
Exons: 3
Coding region: 63-716 (217 amino acids)
Source: RefSeq, a predicted model, not a curated record